Messenger RNA from Uloborus diversus, 711 nucleotides. Its product is annotated as cytochrome P450 1A1-like. The transcript is spliced from 3 exons. NCBI's taxonomy places the organism in Eukaryota, Metazoa, Arthropoda, Arachnida, Araneae, Uloboridae. Gene Ontology annotation, molecular function: oxidoreductase activity, acting on paired donors, with incorporation or reduction of molecular oxygen; monooxygenase activity; iron ion binding. The record is from RefSeq and is a predicted model, not a curated record. Bases 50 to 610 code for a protein of 186 amino acids.
UACAGAUACAGUUCUGCGUCAGACUUUGUUGCAAAUCGUUGGAGAUGGUAUGCUUUCGGUUCCGGCAUUUGUCAACAUUUUCUUCAAAGCACUCCUUGAUUAUCCGGAAGAACAGGAUAAGAUGUAUGAAGAAAUUGCUGAAGUGAUUGGACCGGAUAGACUGCCAACUAUCGAGGACAGAACUUCAUUGCCUUACGUCAAUGCUUUCAUAUACGAGGUUAUGAGAAAAUCAGAUUUCAGUCCAAUGCUUCCAAGUGUUGAAUGUACAACCGAAACAAAUAUUCGAGGAUAUAGAAUACCAAAAGGAGCUGUCACUUUGGCAAACUAUUGGGCUGCUAACCAUGACCCAGGAACCUACGAUGAUCCUGAAACUUUUAACCCUUCCAGGUUUGUAGCAACGCCGGAGAAACCUAGAGCUGAGCUUCCCAUGUUAUUUGGAGUUGGCAAAAGAGCCUGCCUUGGAGAAAUAUAUACAAUGACACAGGCUUUCCUAAUCCUUACAUCUGUCGUACAGAAAUUUCAUCUCUCAAAACCAAGCACAGAAGAUGAUUCUAUUCCUGUAAAUCCCUGGCAGACAUAUGUGGUUGCUCAUCCAAGAAAAAACAACUAAAACAAUUACUAUCUACAUCACUUAUCAAGUUUACAUCAGUAGAAGUUUAAAUCAUUCGAUGUUUUUGUAAAAAACAUUUCAUGUCUAGUAAAAUUAUUUCU